CUUUACACGCAGCAAAAAGGAAAAAGUGGAUUCAGGCGAUGCGCCGAAUGAACGUCGACGGGUCUACGUGGACGCCUACAGCCAACUCGCGCGUUUGCAGCGAGCAUUUCAUAUCAGGAGAACCAUCGAGGUUUCCAGACCACCCCGACAACGUCCCAUCUGUGUUCAAGCACAAGCCUGCGAGCCGCCGUGAUGCUGUUGGGCGUUUUGAAAGGUCAAUCAACAGACGAAAUACCAAGCCAGCAAUCGCACAGAACAGCCAGACUUCGAGAAGUAACCCAUCAAUGGUGCCAGCUGUCGCGGAAGAUUCAUCACAAUGCAGCAAUGGCAGCCCAGGGCUGGAACCCGAGGCAGCAUGUCAACUAAUUCAUUAUGACUCCGGGGAACAUGAACAUAUCCAAGCUAGUGAAGUACCUGUGCAUCGUACAACCCCUCUUGAAAGUGGUGCUUCUAAGCAUGAUGAAUGCCAGCCCGACCAGAUGUCUAGCCUUAGAAUAGCUGAACUUGAAGCCCUUUUAGCUAAAGCAGAAGAAAGGAACUUGGCUCUACAGAGAGAUUUAAAAGCAGCACAGCAGCAUACUGACGCCUGGAGAAUGAGCUACUAUGAGCUGAAAGAAACAACACUAUCUCUCUCUAACCUGAAAACAGAAAAAGACAUGCUGUAUUACACAGGCUUACCGAGCAGGCAAGUGUUUAACAACCUCCUUUACUUAAUCGUGCACCAAAAUCAACCCCUCAAGAAACAUGAGGAGAUUAAAACGCACAACACAGAAGAACAGUUGUUCAUGGUGUUGGUACGCCUGCGAACAGGCAUGCCUACGAAAGAAAUUUCUCGAAAUUUCUCUAUCCCAAUGUCGACAUUUCGUCGCCUUUUCUCGGCAUGGAUUCUCAUGCUAGAAAAGCUCCUCACCGAUGUCACAGGCUUUCCGUCCCUCUCUCAUAUACAGUUUAACAUAUCGCACCACUUCAGACGGUAUCCAAACACAAGGAUAAUAUUAGACACAACAGAAAUACGUAUCCAGAAGCCAUCAGGGGUGCAUGCCCAGCGACAAACUUUUUCAAGCUAUAAGCAUGCAAACACAAUGAAAUGCCUAGUGGGAGCCACGCCGGAUUGCUUUGUAAAUUUUGUGUCUGCUCUGUAUGGUGGAGGAACCAGCGACAGGAAGAUUGUACAACAGUCAGGUGUACUCGAUUUGUUGGAGCCAGGCGAUGGUGUGAUGGUGGAUAAGGGCUUUAAAGUUGAAGACCUUCUUCCACAUGGUGUUUCACUUUAUAUGCCUCCCUUUCGCAUUGCUGGCAAAGCUCAAAUGAGUGCAAAGGACGUUGAAGAAACGAGGCAUAUUGCCAUUGCGAGAGUACAUAUAGAGAGAGUUAUUAGGAGAAUAAAUGAGUUCCACAUAUUAGACAAACCAUUUCCUAUAAACAUGCUGAACCUGGCAGAUGCAGUUUUUACAACAUGUGCGUACUUGUCAAACUUUAGAGGUCCGCUGAUAAAUAACGAGAAAGAGAAGGUAGAGGACGAAUAAGUAAAUGUAGCAUACAAUGGUAGCAGUGUGUGGAAUAAGGCAUUUUGCUACGUGCCAGAGAGGAAGUGCUUCCCUUACUUUAUCGGUUAGAUCAGAAUGUCGGGAAGCAGCAUGAUAUGCAAUCGAAUGAGUGUGUUUGGAUACUCGUUAAUACAUUUACAAAAACAUUUUAUCUGUCUUCAUUGCUUUACACCAUAUCCUUCUUUGCCUUGACAUGUCAUUUCUCAAACAUGAAAAUUCUUCUACAUUUGAAUGGACACAUUUCAUCCUUACAAAUGCGCACAAGGAAAACAUAUGCACCUUAUAUUGGAAUUCAAACAUAUAAAUACCCCUAAGUCAUUUUGAAUUAUGCUGUUAAAUAAAGCAAACAUCUUCCAAUUUUCAAUAUUUAGUGUUCACUGCAGUGGUAGUUGAGCACGAACUUUGUAGCAUGCAAACAAGCAGUCUCAACUGUUUAACACUUUCGUCACCACCAAGAAAAUCAAUAGUUUUCGGGUGGUCUAGGAAAACGUUUUUUUCCUGCCACAUGAAAGGCUUGAUGUUAAAGUGUAUAGUACGAAAUUCUUGAAGGAGAAAUUAUCUUUCCAAGGGAACUGAUUUCAAAGAAACCAUGGAAUGCUUGCGACGCUGCGAGGGAGUCAAGCACAGCGACCUGGCGGCGCACUACGUCACAUUUAUGAAAAACAGUUGAACAAAAUUAUCAAAAAAAAAGUUGUAACAAAAAUGAAAGAUUGAUAAAAACAUAAAUGUGCUUUGCAUAAAAGGAACAUAGAAUUCGAAAUAUACAUUUUGAACACACAGGCCCAAAUAUAAG
Molecule: messenger RNA, 2340 nt
Organism: Rhipicephalus sanguineus (brown dog tick)
Lineage: Eukaryota; Metazoa; Arthropoda; Arachnida; Ixodida; Ixodidae
Exons: 3
Coding region: 39-1526 (495 amino acids)
Source: RefSeq, a predicted model, not a curated record